Messenger RNA from Eremomyces bilateralis CBS 781.70, 642 nucleotides. Its product is annotated as glutathione S-transferase. Lineage: Eukaryota; Fungi; Ascomycota; Dothideomycetes; Eremomycetales; Eremomycetaceae. Bases 1 to 642 code for a protein of 213 amino acids. The transcript has a single exon. The record is from RefSeq and is a predicted model, not a curated record.
AUGCUCCAUCUCUACGACUCCAAUAUCCCCUCAGGUAACGGCUACAAAGUCCACCUCCUCCUCUCCCACCUCCGCCUCCCCUACCACACCACCGACCUUGACCUCCUCACUACCCCCGCCGAGACUCGCCUCCCCGCCUAUCUCGCACUCAACCCCAACGGCCGCAUCCCCCUCAUCAUCCUCGACGACGCUACCCACACCGUCCUCCCCGAAAGCAGCGCCAUCCUCUACUACCUUGCCAAAGACACGCCCUACCUCCCCUCAACCCACCUCGGCGUCACUCAGGUGCUGCGCUGGAUGUUCUUCGAGCAGUUCAGCCACGAGCAGUACGUCGCCGGGCUCCGGUUCGCGACCCACUGGAUCGGCCUGGAGAACGUGAGCGCUGAGACGCGCGAGCGGCUACAGACGCGGGGGCAGGCCGCGUUGGACACCAUGGAGGCGCAUCUGGAGGGGAAGACGUUCUUCGUCGAGGAGAUGUACACGAUCGCGGACAUCGCGCUGUUCGCGUAUACCCAGUUCGCGGAGCUGGUGGGGUUUGCGGUCGGGGGGAAUGUGAAGGCGUGGUUGCAGCGGGUGAGGGAACAGGAGGGGUAUGUGACGAUCAAAGAUGAUCCGUCCGGGAAGGCGCCGAGUAUGAAAUGA